AUGAGAACUGAGAGGGAGGUGAUGUCAAGAGAGGCUGUAAUUGUGGCGCUGGACGCAAAAAGGAGAAGAGGAAGCGUGGAAAUAGUGGAAUGGGCCUUCAGCUACUUGGUUCGUCCAGGAGACAUCCUCCUUGUCUUGGGAGUUCUGCAAGAUGAUCAACUCCCCAAGAAGCAUCCCUGCUUUCCAUUCUUCAAUAUUUUCUCCGCCACCAGCGCAUGCGAGCGUUCAGAAAUGGUGGACGAUGAGGACCCGGAUUCUGUAGUGAUUAAAGAGAAAUAUGCGAAAAGGAGAGGAGAGUACCAGACUGGCCUCCAAACUAUAAACUGCCUAUGCCAAAGCAAUGAGGUGAAGCUGCAAGUUAAAUUUGCGGUGGGGUAUUGUCCUGCGAGAUUGGCAAUUGAGGAAGCACGAAACCUUAAUAGUCGGUGGAUUUUACUGGACAGUCACUUUCGGAAGUCCAGACUUUUUCUUAGGGGACAUGUAAGCUGCAACAUUGCAGUAAUGAAGGAUAAAUAUUAUGCUACGUUGAUGCUAUCAAAUGAUACCCCACCUCACAUCUUUCCUAAGAUUAAUCCUGGAGAAAAUUACAAUUCAGAACAUGGUAUGGAAGUGCAUAGUAACAGUUUAGUUCCUGAUCAAUUACGAAUGUCAACUGCACCUGCACCUUAUCGACAAAAUCCUUGUUGCUACCCACUGUCUUGGAGAACUGGUUUCCCUCGAGUAUUUUCACAGAAAGAACUUGAAGUGAUAACAAAUGGCUUUACCGAUGACUAUGUUUCUAGAGAAGAAAAGAGCAUGAAAGUUUACGAAGGAAUAUUGCAAGACACAACUGUUUUAGUCAAGGCUUACGAAGAAGUGAAUAAAGGCUUCUGGUCAGUGCUAAAGAUCCUUUCUCGGGUAUGUCACCGAAAUAUCUUGAACCUCGUAGGGUACUGCUACACUGGUGCUGCUGCGUACUUGGUCUUCGACUUUCCAUGUUUGGGUAACAUUCAAAUGAACUUUCAAAUUGAGGAAUUGGCUAAGAAUCUGGGAUGGAGAGCAAGAUGGUCUAUUGCUCAAGAGAUAGGUGGAAGCUUGCGCUAUCUUCACGAGGAAUGCGCUGAUGCACCUAUUAUUCAUAAAUCUGUUUGUUCAUGUAAUGUUUCUCUUUCUCAUGAUUACUCUGCAAUGCUUGGCAACCUCAAAGAUGCUGAAUGGCUUGAUGGAGAUGUUGCCAGAUACUCAAAUUUCGAAGAAGACGAGCGCCUUUUCGUAGACAUACGUGGUUAUGGAAAAUUCAUCCUGGAGCUUAUUACAGGAAAAAGUGCAUGUUGCUUUCCAAACCAAGGGAAGGAUCAGUCCUUGAUUGACUGGGCAAUGCCACUACUAGAAAAUGGUGAGCUUAAGGAACUAAUGGACUGCCGAGUGUCAGAAACUGCUGGUGAUGCUAGAAUGGUACGUCACAUGGCCCAUGCUGCAUUGCGCUGCCUAAAUGUUGAUUCAGAUCAUAAGCUUUCGAUAAGCGAGGCCGUGGCAAUUGUUCGAGGUGAUGAACGUGUGGUAUCCAUUCAAGCACUGAAGAUUUUUGAAUGA
Messenger RNA from Fragaria vesca subsp. vesca, 1572 nucleotides. RefSeq names its product protein NSP-INTERACTING KINASE 2-like. Gene Ontology annotation, molecular function: ATP binding; protein kinase activity. Lineage: Eukaryota; Viridiplantae; Streptophyta; Magnoliopsida; Rosales; Rosaceae. Gene Ontology annotation, cellular component: plasma membrane. Bases 1 to 1572 code for a protein of 523 amino acids. The record is from RefSeq and is a predicted model, not a curated record. The transcript is spliced from 9 exons. Gene Ontology annotation, biological process: protein phosphorylation.